Molecule: messenger RNA, 966 nt
Organism: Iphiclides podalirius (scarce swallowtail)
Lineage: Eukaryota; Metazoa; Arthropoda; Insecta; Lepidoptera; Papilionidae
Source: the annotation of a GenBank genome assembly
AUGGCGGUAUAUAGAAAUUUAGUUAAACUUUCCAGAAAUUGUAGUAAUUGGACAUUCAAAGAAUACAGACCUUCAUCGUUGUCAACCCAGUUUUGUAUGGAUUAUAAUGACUUCUAUCCACGGCUAAUAGACAAGACUUUAGAACGAAUUAAAUAUUUGGACCAUUUGGUUGUGGAAGAUUGUUUGAAUAGAGUUUCCAAGUAUUAUAAAAGAUUUCCCCUUGAAGGUGAAUUUUUGGUCUAUGCCUACGAAAUGCUAGAAUCUCCUAAGGUGAUAAACGAUGAGACGUUGCAUUUAGUGUACAGCGUUGCAUGUGCUGUAGAAAUGACUCAAACAUAUUUUUACUUGCAAGACGACGUAUAUGACAAAAGCUUGACGCGAUCGGGAAAAAAAUGUUGGCAUUUGCUACGUGAUGCUAGCCGAUUAGCUAUGAACGACUGCAGUAUUCUUAGAAGCCUCAGCAACGAGGUCUUGAAACAGACCGUCGAGGAGCCAAUGUACGGGCCUAUUAUGGAUGUCUUUAACGAGUGCUACCUUUCUACCGAAAUAGGACAGCAUAUUGAUUUGACGGCCGCCAUAACAAAAGGUUAUGACCAUUUCACAAUGAAGAACUAUCGAAAGAUGGCCUAUUAUAAAGCAUCGUUUUUCAGCAUGAUAUAUCCAAUAUGGACGGCUUUAGUUCUGAGUAAUAAAGGAAAUGAGAAGACUUAUCAACUCGUAACAGAUAUGUGUCAUGACUUGGGUAUGCUGGUGCAGAUACAUAAUGAUUUCACAGAAUAUUUGGACUACGAUGAGUCUAUGUCAAAGAAAAGUAAAACUGAUAUUCAAAUAGGAAAAUUUACAUGGAAUGCCGUUGUAGCGAUUGAAAAUUUUAAUACGGAAGAUAGGAAGAUUUUCGAGCAAUGUUAUGGCAGCCCAGAUCCGGAGAAAAUAGAGCAAGGCAAGCCCGCUUUGCCCAGUUUUCGG